AUGUUGUCCAGCAGCUACUCGGAGGCCAAGACGAGGACAGGGGAACGGCAGAGGCAGAGGAGCGAGCAGCGUAUCCUUGCAUAUCAGAAUAAAACUCGGUUCGUCUCUGACUGUGCAGCCCCAAAUACCUGCACCACAGCUUCGGCGAGAUGCGACGGGUCUACAGAGUGUUCACAGGCGUGGCUGAAGCCGUCAGCUUCUGCCAUGUACACAACAGGCGAUGUAGGCAAGGGACGGCUGCCUGAGGAACAGCUUUGGCUGCUCGAGUCCGGGGCCACUGCGAGAUUUUCGCCAAGGCUCACUCACCGUGUCGAUGGCGACAGUGGUGACGAAUACGGCGACAGUGAUGACGACUGCGACUCAGCGCUAAUCGCCUAA
This is a messenger RNA of Soboliphyme baturini, 378 nucleotides long. The record is from the annotation of a GenBank genome assembly. NCBI's taxonomy places the organism in Eukaryota, Metazoa, Nematoda, Enoplea, Dioctophymatida, Soboliphymatidae.